CAGCUGUUACGCUGUCACUGUCACAACGUUAACGUCAACGAAGACGUGUUUAUUGUUUACUUAUUUUAAGAAUUUAGUAAAAAUCAAAGUGAUGUAAUCAUAAUGCUGCUGUAUUAAACACAAUCUUUUAUUGUCAUAAGCUUAUAGACCUAAAUUUCCAUAAAAAAAACAUCAUUUGACUACAUAUGAUAGUCUAUAAAUUUUAAGGUUAAAGCUGUGGAGUAUAUUUUACAAUGAAGCACAGAAUUUUAGAACUAUACAGCGGUAUUGGAGGAAUGCACUGUGCUUGGAAUGAAUCGAAACUAGAUGGCGAGAUAGUUGCAGCUGUUGAUAUUAACACAGUAGCAAAUGAAGUUUACCUAUACAACUUUCCCGAGUCAAAUUUGAUGACCAGAAAUAUCCAAGCUUUAAGUAUUGAAGAGUUAACUAAUAUGAAUGUUGACACAAUACUAAUGUCGCCACCAUGCCAACCAUUUACUAGAAAUGGUAAAUACUUAGACGAAAAUGACCCCAGAACUAAUUCUUUUCUAUAUAUAAUAAACACACUUGACAAAUUUGACAAACUCCAGUACAUAUUAAUGGAAAAUGUAAAAGGUUUUGAGAUUUCAACAGUAAGAAAUCUAUUCAUAGACAAAUUGCUCCAAUGUCAAUUUGACUACCAAGAGUUUCUCUUAUGUCCUUCUAAUGUUGGAGUUCCAAAUUCUAGACUCAGAUAUUACUGCAUUGCAAGGAAAACAACUUCAAUAUGGACUUUUAAAAGAAAAUCUGAAAUAAUGACAUCACUACCAAAAGACUAUGGGGCUCCAGACUCAAUAGAAAGUAUGAUAGAAAAUAAUGUAUCAGACAAAUUUCUUGUUAAAAAUAAUAUACUGAAGCGUGGAAAUGUAUUAGAUAUCAUUCAAAAAGAAUCAAAAAGAUCAUGUUGCUUUACCAAAGCUUACUCUCAUUAUGCGGAAGGCACUGGAUCUGUGUAUACAGAAGAAAGUCCAGAAGUUGUAAAGAAAUGUUUCAUAAAAGCUAAUAAAUUUGAAGUAGGUAGUGACAAUUUUAUAGAAACACUAAAGGAACUAAAUUUAAGAUAUUUUACACCCAAAGAAGUAUCAUUGUUAAUGUCCUUUCCUUCAACUUAUAAGUUUCCAGAAACAAUAUCUAUGAAACAAUGUUACAGACUUCUUGGUAAUAGCAUUAAUGUGAAAGUAGUUAGUGAAUUAUUAAAACUGUUAUUUAAUUAAAAUAUAUUCUAUAUUUGUUAUAGAAUCUUAUUCAAAUAUAUUUUUGUUAAGUGGUCACAUGUAUAGGGGAUGUCGUCAUUUAUAUUAAACAAUUCAGUAUCAGGAAAUUGAGUUUGAUUUCAUUUGAAAAUAUAGUAUUCUAAUCUGA
This is a messenger RNA of Papilio polytes (common Mormon), 1380 nucleotides long. It is a transcript of the gene Mt2, whose product is annotated as tRNA (cytosine(38)-C(5))-methyltransferase. Gene Ontology annotation, molecular function: methyltransferase activity. The transcript is spliced from 3 exons. Lineage: Eukaryota; Metazoa; Arthropoda; Insecta; Lepidoptera; Papilionidae. The coding region runs from base 234 to 1232 and encodes 332 amino acids. The record is from RefSeq and is a predicted model, not a curated record.